GCUGCGGGCCGUCGCGGACUUUCGCUGUCAACGGUUCUCCGCGAGGAGAAGACCCGAGAAGGGAGGGGGGAGGAAGGGCCCCCCCUCCGUUCUAACGGGCCUGAUUGGGCAGCCGGGGUUCGAAAGGGGCGUGGCCUGCCUCGGCCGAGGGGGUAUAAAAGCCUUGGCUGGGCAUCGGCCACCCUCAUUAAAGUGAGGGUGGCGGACGUGAGUUUCAGGCAGCUUGGAGGGGGCCGGAGUGGGGACAGAGGAAAGGGGGAUAUCUGGUUCCCCCCUGUAAACAGACAAGGAAGGAGGCUCUUCUUAAACUGGAGGGUCUGGCGCCUUUACAAUAGGAACAGGGGGUCCCUGAUCCCCAAACCUGGAGGCCAGGGGUCGGUGCGGGCUCAGAAGUGGUUUAAGUAUCGAUUAAGGCGCAUGUGCGGUCCCUUUAACGAUUAGGGUUAGAUUGUGCGACUUUACAAGCUUCUGUGCAGACCCAACACAAUGAAUUCCAAUGUAGAAAACUUGCCUCCCCAUGUGAUCCGGCUGGUUUACAAAGAAGUUUCCACUCUCACCUCAGACCCACCUGAGGGCAUCAAGGUCUUCCCCAAUGAGGAGGACAUCACAGAUGUCCAAGUCACCAUUGAAGGACCAGAGGGUACCCCAUACUCCGGUGGCCUCUUUCGUAUGAAGUUGAUUCUCGGCAAAGACUUCCCAGCUAGUCCCCCAAAAGGCUAUUUUCUGACCAAAAUCUUCCACCCCAAUGUUGGCGCCAAUGGCGAGAUCUGCGUCAAUGUCCUCAAGAAGGAUUGGAAAGCAGAACUGGGCAUCCGGCAUGUCCUGCUGACCAUCAAGUGUUUGCUCAUCCACCCCAAUCCGGAAUCGGCACUGAACGAGGAAGCAGGCCGCCUCCUGCUGGAGAACUAUGAGGAAUAUGCUUCCCGGGCUCGCCUCCUGACAGAGAUCCAUGCCCAGCCUUCGUCUGGACUGCGCACCAAGGACCCCGCUGAGCCUUGCUCCUCCUCGGCUGGUGCCUCUGGGGAGGGCCCCAUGGCCAAGAAACAUGCAGGCGACAGGGACAAGAAACUGGCUUCCAAGAAGAAGACUGACAAGAAACGAGCCCUCCGGCGGCUUUAGGGGCCAAGGAGCGGGGUAGCGGGGAGUCUGGCACACGGGGCGGGUAGUGGGCAUCGGGGUUCCACAGUACAUUCUCAGUUCCUCCUCUUUUUCCUCUCCCACCUUUUCCACUUUGAGAUUGCAGUCCAACUCUGUCUCACAUUUGUCAGGGUUUUCUCUUUUCAGUCUUUUAAGUUAUUUAAAUUAUAAAAGCAGAAAAAUCUAUUAAAUGCCUUUUUUUGUUUUGUUUUUUUCACUAAGAAAGGCUCUUAAUGUAUGGUUGCGCCAGCAUCUAAACCCUGUGGCCAGGACCUUAUUGAGAAUAUUCUGCUUUUAGAAAGAAUGUUGUCAGAGGUGGAGAAGGGUAACAGGAAGGGAGAGAGCAUUUCCCUCCCUUGAAGAGGAGUUUAGAGCAUUUGCUGCUUUGGAGUUGAUGCGGGAAGGAUGUUGAAGAGGGAAUUUGGUAGUUCAACAACCAAGGAUCAACUGAAGAGAGAGGUGAUGAGUUUGCCAUUAUUCUCUGAAUUUGGUUGAUUAUGUGGGAGAGAAAAAAAUGGUUCUUGACGCAACAUCUUUUCAGAUAAUUAUUGGCCACGAGAUGUGCUAGUAGCUGCUUGCGUAGAUGGAUUUGAAGAUGGGUAAAAGAAAUUCGAAGGGGGGGAUGGAAUUAUUUCUGUGUAUAAACCAUGCAAACUCAAUGAGAGCAUCCAUGUUUUUGAGCAGGGAUAUAGCAUUGGAUGCUCGGGGUCACAUUUCCCCCUUGUGGCUGAUGGCGCUGGUGACAUGAUCACAUCGCACAGGAGCUAAAGCUGGCGCAUCUUCAGACAGGAACCUUCCUUCUUUCCCUUUCUAUCUUUCUGGUGUACUAAGGGAGUGAAAAGGACUUAGUCAGUGUUUUGUGUGUAAAGUAAGUCCCGAUCUCAACUGCCAGUCAAACUGCCAGUUUUGCUCCUCUCUUGCCCUUUAGUAGGUGGGGAAAAUGCAGGACCACAUGGGAGAUGGCCACUCAUGUUCUGCUUGUGGCCUUUUCUGGGCAUAUCUUGAGUGCCUUGGAGAAUGUUCAGAUCUGAUCCAUCCUAGUAGCUCCCGAAGCCAUUGAAAGGAACACAUUGAUCUCUCAUUCUCAAUCCUGUUGAAAACCAAACAUUUAAAAUUCUGAUGUCUAUCAUCGAGGGUGGCUCUAACUCAGGCAUGUGCAAACAACUCAGGUGUUGUUGGAUUUGUGGAAGUUGAAGUCCAAAACACCUGGAGGGCCAAGGUUUGCCCAUGCCUGCUUUAACUGUUCCAGAUCACCUCCCAAUAGGUUGGCUUCUUGAGGUGGGUAAAGACAUAGAUCUGAUAGGACUUUUGAGAGAUGAGAAUCAUGAUGGGAAAAAAAACCCUAUCUGGCAAGGAAGUGAUUAACAGAAAGUGUGAAUUUUCUCUCCCACUAUGUAUGCCCACAUGAAAGUAUUUCUGUACAAUAGAAAUGUCAAGGCAGCUUAGGAUAGUAAUAGCAAACUGUUCUCAUGCAGUCUGGGGCAGCAUACAUCCUUUCUAAGCCUCACCAGGAUCAUACAACAUACCAAGAGUGAUCUAGCCAAGAAGGGUUUUAUUAUGCAUCCUCCUGCUGAUGUGAUACAUGCAGCUAAGAGACUGUUCAUUUGACAGGCCUAAUAUUUAGUGUAUCUACAAUUUGUUGUAUACGAAUGUGUGCGUGCAGUUAUGGACUGUACCAAGUUUGUAUGUUCUUCCCUGCAUGCACAGCCUCCUUAUUUGCCCAAAAUACCAAGAUAUAAAUUUAAUACCGAAUUGAGAAUAACCACCUGACCUUCCUCAGACUGCCAUUAUAGGGCAAUUCAAGAAUCAUUUGCUCUUGGGGAAGGAUGGUGUGGCUUUUCAAGGACUUUCCUCCCCUGCAUAGUUUUCUUUACCACUUCAUUAUAUAACUUCUUUUGAUGCUUAUUUUAAAUAUUUUUAUUAUGUAAACAUCUUAAGGUUUACCCGAAAAGCAAUAUAUAAAUACAUGAAAUAAAUAUUUUGAAUAUUC
Messenger RNA from Anolis carolinensis (green anole), 3127 nucleotides. RefSeq names its product ubiquitin conjugating enzyme E2 S (gene ube2s). Bases 487 to 1119 code for a protein of 210 amino acids. The transcript is spliced from 4 exons. NCBI's taxonomy places the organism in Eukaryota, Metazoa, Chordata, Lepidosauria, Squamata, Anolidae. The record is from RefSeq and is a predicted model, not a curated record.